AGAGAACCGCAAUCGCCCUUCCUCGCUCUGCCUUCGCAAUAAACAGAAAAUCGAUUGCGCGAUAACUCUUCGACUUCGCUCUGUUUAGUCUCUGGAAUCCUCUUUAUAUAUCAAUGGGUGGUGUUUGCUUGGUUUUUAACAAAGUUCAUAGGAGUUUUUCUUGGACUGACUUUGUUUGCAGAUUGAUCAAUGGAUGCACUUGACAUAGCAGCUCUUAGCAAAGCAGUUGAGGGAGAGAAUUUAUCUAACCUCCUGGAAGAUAACAUAGCUGUGGCAGGGAGAACAGAUUCAUGGAUGUUGAACCACACUAGUCAAGAUGAGAUUCAUGAAGCUGUAUUGGCACAACCAAACCAGGUUGGCACAAGCAGAGGAGCAAAUCUAUGGAGAAAAGCAGCUCUGGGGAUUGCACAAGACAGGAUUGCAAGGAAAAGAUUGAGCGAUAAGGCUUAUCGUGAGCGAUGUAAGGAAGGGAAAAACAAAAUGCAGGAUGAGUUAGAUAAGCUGACAGUAGAAAACAAGCUUGUGAAGUUCGCAAAUCAAUCGAUAAGAACUGAAAUAGAUUCUAUGAAUCUAAAACUGCAAUCAGCAGCUCAGGAGACAAAACAACUCCAAAGUGCAAUGAACAAAUUGAGGCGUCAAAAUGGAUGCCAACAAGUUCUUAUGGAAGCAUUUCUGCAAAAGAUGGUUGGGUCCAGAGAUGGAGAUCACCGGCUUGACAAGCUAACGCAUGAAAUUACAAAAUUACGCCAAAAUGUUGUUUUCACUGGGUGGAUGGGAGAGACGAUGCAACUUCUAAAUAGGGUUGCAGAGUUAGAACAUCAGAAUAGGGAUCUCAAAGUGCAAGUUCAAGCUUUGUGUGAGAAGAUAAGCAAUGACAAAGAUGUUGAAGGCUCCUCUAGUAUAGUUUAAUUUAACUUGGAUAGGUAUGGCUACCUAUGAGUUGUAACAAAUGCACUAUUUGUGGCUUGUGUUUCUUCAAAUUUUACAACUUCUUACUUCUAACAGAGUAGAUUAUCAGUUCCUUAAUUUACAUCAAAUACUCGAGA
Messenger RNA from Tripterygium wilfordii, 1046 nucleotides. RefSeq lists its product as uncharacterized. The transcript is spliced from 4 exons. Lineage: Eukaryota; Viridiplantae; Streptophyta; Magnoliopsida; Celastrales; Celastraceae. The coding region runs from base 190 to 909 and encodes 239 amino acids. The record is from RefSeq and is a predicted model, not a curated record.